Lacerta agilis (Sand lizard) is the source of this 1264-nucleotide messenger RNA. RefSeq names its product TNF superfamily member 13b (gene TNFSF13B). NCBI's taxonomy places the organism in Eukaryota, Metazoa, Chordata, Lepidosauria, Squamata, Lacertidae. The coding region runs from base 372 to 1211 and encodes 279 amino acids. Gene Ontology annotation, molecular function: receptor ligand activity; tumor necrosis factor receptor binding. Gene Ontology annotation, cellular component: membrane. The transcript has 6 exons. The record is from RefSeq and is a predicted model, not a curated record. Gene Ontology annotation, biological process: immune response.
GUUUGGUACUCAGAGCCAAUACAUUGUAUUCUCUACACCUUGCCAAGAAUUUCCUACACAACUUGCUAUCUAAGAGUGCAAUGGAAUUCAAAAUGACCAGACAUUUUGAUGUGGUGAAGAUCAUGCACAGCUGUGUAGCUGAACAUCAAGCUGAAACUGAAAUGAGGAAGGCGAGUUGGGGAACCACAGAAACAGAGCCAUAAAGCAGAAGCAAACAUUAAAUGUCAUGCAUAUAGCAUCAACAGACCCACAUGACAGGAAGUAAGUGCUGUCUGCAUUUUGGCCACAUAUCUUGGAUGCAACAGGCAAGAUGUAGUUAUUCACCAGAAAGAAUCAGCUGAAGUUUUCAUCUGGUGUUUAAUAAAGGAGCCAUGGCAUUUAUGAGCUACACACGAGGAAAGAGCCACAUCACCACCUCCCAUCCUUUUAAUGGCUUGGAUCCUAAAGGGUUCUUACUAAUAUUUCUGGGGCUUGCAGUGUUCAUGUCAUCUUGCCUUGCAGCAGUCUCUUUUUACUAUGUUACAGCAUUAAAAUCAGAACUAGCAAUGCUGAGCAGCAAGCUGAACUGCAGGGUCCAGACAAGGACAGCAUUUCCACAGCUCUUGAGGUCUUUGGAAAAGAGCAAAGAAGCCAAUUCCUUCAUUCCCUACUUGAAUGUAUUAGAAGGUGCUUCUAGUCAGCAAAUUUCUUCUGGACCACAUCAAAGUAGUGAAGAGAUAAUGUGGAGUGGACACAAACACAGGGGGAAAAGGUCUCCUCUGCAAGCAGGAGAAGCAGUUUUACAGUCAUGUCUUCAGUUGAUGGCUGACAGCAAGCGUGACAUUCAGCAACAUGAUGGGUCAAGUAUAGUUCCAUGGCUUCUUAGCUUUAAAAGAGGAACUGCUCUGGAAGAGCAAGGAAAUAAAAUACUUGUCAGAGAAACUGGCUUCUUUUUCAUAUAUGGUCAGGUUUUGUAUACAGAUGAAAUGUUUGCAAUGGGACAUUGGAUCCAGAGGAAAAAAGCUCAUGUAGUUGGCGAUGAUCGCAGUUUGGUUACAUUAUUUCGUUGCAUCCAAAACAUGCCUCUCACUAAUCCUAACAACUCUUGUUAUACUGCUGGUAUUGCAAAAUUAGAAGAAGGGGACGAGCUUCAGCUCACCAUUCCACGGAUAGGAGCCAAGAUAGUCUUGAAUGGAGAUGCCACUUUUUUUGGUGCAGUCAGACUUCUGUGAAGCUCUUCGUUGUUCAUUGUACAAAGGGUCGGAUCUGUUGUGUGUUUCAUUUU